AUGGCAUCCACUGAAUUAGGUUUGAAAAGAACUUUAACAGAUAUCCUUGAGGAUGAAUUAUAUCAUUUAAAUAACAAGAAUAGUGGUGUAUAUUCUUCUCAUUAUCAAUAUCCUGUUUCAAAUAAAGCUUAUAUGGCAAAUUUAAACCAAACUACGUCAAAUAACAAUAACCAAGCUAAUAAUUAUUUAGAUGAAACACUUGUUACAAUCGAACCAGAAAAAUUAAGUUAUAUACCAGAGAGUGGAAAUUAUGUUACUGCUAGUAAUUUAACUUUAUCUCCAAAUAAUAAAAAAGAAACUGAUGUUAAUAUAUUUCCAUAUCAAAAUCAUCAACAACAAUAUGAUAAUAAGAUGUUUAACAAAUAUGCCGAUCCUUCUUUAACUACUACUAGUAUCGCUUCAAGAGCUAAUAGCAACAGACUGCCUACUCAAAUGAAUACCCCUGUAGUGGCUACAAUCAACAUGAAAAAACUUUUGAAAACACAAUCUCCAAAUUCUAGCAAUACAACUUUCAUUCCUACUCAAACAAAUACCAAGAAUAAUACAUCAUCAACAGCUUCCAGAGACAUUUUGGGAGUUAAGAUUUUACACGAUUCUGUUGAAACUCAAGAGAUCAACGAUUCAUAUUUGUAUUUUGAUGAUGAAUCAUUUGUUCCAAAGGUACAUUACUCUUUAGAAGAUAACAAUAUAGCGUUGAAUAAUGAAGAUGCAAAACUUCUUUUUGAUGAUGAAUUUUCUGACGACGAUGAUUUUGAUGAUGACUCUAAGGAAUAUGAUAUCGAUGAUGAUGAAGUAAUUAGUUCGAUAGAUAUCGAAAAGGCAAAGAAUGUUAUGGUAAAGACUAAUAAUUUAUACAGUUUUGUUGAUACACACGAAGAAUCGACACCAAAAUUAACAACCGAUGAUAAUGAGAUACAUUUACAUAAUAAUAGUGAUAUUCUAGACGGAGAGAAUCUAGAUGAUGAUAAUGCUUUACUAGAUGAAGACGAAAUGUAUCAACUAAAUUCCAUGGGUAAGAUUGUCGUUUCUGCAGAUGAAAUUAAAGAAUUGAACAGAUCAAAAUCCUUGUCAUUGAGUAGUAGACCAAAGAUACGGAGUAGCUCCACAAUGGGACAGUCUAAUAAAUCACGUAAACCAUUAACGCAUAUAAAUGGUAAUACCUUCAAUGGUUCUAUAUCUUCAUCAUCUGCAACUUCGAUAUCCAAAGCAAACGUAUUAUCGACGUCAUCUUCAUCCAUAUCUUCAUCCUCGUCAUUAGUCGCAAAUACACCAGCUCAUAAAGAACAUUCAAAGAAACAUAAAACAUACCUUGGUAGUGAUCUUUCUGGUACAAAUACUAAUGAAAUAUUUACUUGUCGGUUAGUUAAUUUAAUUACUAAGGAGCCUUGUUCUGCCCAAUUUUCAAGAUCAUAUGAUUUAACUAGACAUCAAAAUACCAUUCAUGCUAAAAAGAAGAUUGUUUUCCGUUGUUCUGAAUGUAUGAAAAUGUUAGGUAAUGAAGGUUAUGAAAAGACAUUCUCUAGACUAGAUGCUUUGACUAGACAUAUAAAGUCUAAGCAUGAAAAUUUAACCGCUGAAGAACGUCAACGUGUAACUAAAUAUGCAAAGGAAAAUAUUGGUUACGCUACUGCAUAA
Molecule: messenger RNA, 1635 nt
Organism: Maudiozyma saulgeensis
Lineage: Eukaryota; Fungi; Ascomycota; Saccharomycetes; Saccharomycetales; Saccharomycetaceae
Source: the annotation of a GenBank genome assembly